CUGGAGGGUGGAGUCCUGCGGCAGCGUACAUAAGAGCAGCCCCCCAGCUCCCCCCCCUCACUUGCGCGUUAGGAGGCUCUGGUCGUUUUGCAGCUUCGUUUUCCUGGCCUGCGUCAGGGACCUGCCCUACUCUGUGGCCACCAUGGCAUCAGAUGAAGGCAAGCUUUUCGUUGGAGGGCUGAGCUUUGACACUAACGAGCAGUCGCUGGAGCAGGUCUUCUCAAAAUAUGGACAAAUUUCUGAAGUGGUGGUCGUGAAAGACAGGGAGACCCAGCGGUCGCGGGGCUUUGGAUUUGUCACCUUUGAGAACAUCGAUGAUGCCAAGGACGCCAUGAUGGCCAUGAAUGGGAAGUCUGUUGAUGGGCGACAGAUCCGAGUUGACCAGGCUGGCAAGUCAUCUGACAACCGAUCCCGUGGGUACCGAGGUGGCUCUGCUGGGAGCCGAGGAGGCUUCUUUCGUGGGGGCAGAGGCCGGGGCCGUGGAUUCUCCAGAGGAGGAGGGGACCGAGGCUAUGGGGGGAGCCGGUUCGAGUCCAGGAGUGGGGGCUAUGGGGGCUCCAGAGACUACAGCAGCCGGAGUCAGGGUGGUGGCUAUGGCGACCGGAGCUCAGGAGGGUCCUAUAGAGACAGCUACGACAGUUAUGCUACACACAACGAGUAAAAAUCCUUCCUGCUCAAGAUCGUCCUUCCAAUGGCUGUAUAUUUAAAGAUUUUGGGAGCUUCGCUGAAUCGUUAAUGUGUAGUGAACACACCUCCUUGUACCCACUUUUGUAGUCUUACCAGUUCUGAUCUUGUCAAAACACAGCCUGACUGCUUCUGACCCCCAGAUGGCUUAUUAGAGUUUUUUUUUUUUUUUUAAGGAAGCGCUGUCCGUUUUUAAGGGUUUUAAAAACGUUUUUGAAAAGCACUUCAGAUUUUACUUUUUUUUUUUCUUAUUCCCCCACCAUGAGCCGUAAGUUUUUGAGAAAAUCACUGGGGGUUGUGUGGGGGUUUUUUUGGUUUUGGUUGUGUUGUCUUUUUUUAUUUCCCUUUUUAGUGGGUUUGGCCUGGUGAAGUUGGCUCCCCCGCCCCUCACCCGAUUCAAGUCUCUCUGAGAUUGGACAGACUCUGAAUCCGCUGUUUGUUCGAAGCUGAGCAGGCUGUAGCUUUUUUCCAAUUCCAUGUACUGUUUCUGAGUGUAGCAUGGAAGGACCCGCCCCAGGUGGCAGCAGAGGUGCCUGGCUGUCUGGGCCCAACCUGUACAGCCCAUCUGCUGUGUACAGCUCACAGUAGACUCGAAGAUGUCCCUGAGAGGUUCUUGAAAAUGUUUAUUUAUAUUGUCCUUUUUUACUGGAAGACGUACGCAUAUCCCAUUGAUGUUGUAUUUGAAGUGGUUAAGGAAUUCUUGUACACAGUUUAUUUGGCUUUACGAAGCUGAUUAAAGGACCGUGUGAAAUGAAUCUUGCUCUGACAAUUUCCCUUUCAUUGCUCAACACACUGCUGCUGCUAGCUCUUGGCACUCAGACCUCAAAAGAGAGGGCAAUUUGAGAAGCAGGCCUGCAAGUCCUGCCUGAGGCCGGCAGAGAGCUAGACCAGGAAGGCAGAGCAAACUGAUGCUGGCAGGCCCCUGUGACAGCUGACUGCCACUGGUCCUGGUUAGGUGAGCAGGUGGGUGACAGGAGUGGGCAGGUUGGACCUAGAGGCAGCCCUGGGAGGCUUCUAGUGGUGGCAUCCGGAGGGCUUGAUGGGGCAGGCAGCUCAGCAGGGACAGUAGACACAUGGGCACUUGACGUUGACCUGACUGCAUAGCCUAGAAGCAGGCCAGGGAGCAGACUGCAGGCAGUGUCCCUGGGCGACCGCAGACUGACUGCUUGUUAGCUAGCUCUGCUGUUGCUUUACAAGUUCUGAGAGUUCUCCGCUAGCCUAUGGAAGCUGCAGCCCCUCGGAGGACAGAAGUGUUGUGCGCCCAACAGAAACCUCUGAGACGCAAGCUGCUCCCUUGGCUAGCUCAUAUGUGGAAAUAGCCCUGUAAUUCGAGGUUGAAGGGAAGCCAGUGCAACUCGGAAGGGUGGCCCAACUGCAGUGAUGAUCUGGGGUACUGUCCCAAGAGGGACUUCACCUGGGAGCAGGAGCCAAAUGCACAAGCCCCCUGUUCCUGCAGCCUGUCACCUCAGGGGCUUCAUUGGCAAGGUUGGAGCAGAGGGCUUCGAGUCACUCCAGGAGGGCGAAUGAGUGGCAGCUUGCACAUGGCCAGUCCUCACCUGCAAGAGUAUGACCGAACAUGGAAGUCAGAUUUGAAUAAAGGACUG
Molecule: messenger RNA, 2288 nt
Organism: Pteronotus mesoamericanus
Lineage: Eukaryota; Metazoa; Chordata; Mammalia; Chiroptera; Mormoopidae
Gene: CIRBP
Product: cold inducible RNA binding protein
Exons: 9
Coding region: 143-661 (172 amino acids)
Biological process (GO): positive regulation of mRNA splicing, via spliceosome
Cellular component (GO): spliceosomal complex
Molecular function (GO): RNA binding
Source: RefSeq, a predicted model, not a curated record